AUGACGCGAAUGAUAUCUAAUAAAUUGAUUCGUUCACAUUUGCAAACAGUUAAUAAUGAUGCUAAAAGUCUCACUAAAGACCAAUUGAAAGUUAUCUUUGAUGACAUUCUCGAUGAAGUGAGCAUACAUGAAAAAUAUGAUGAAUCCAUUGUUUGUCCAGAUUGCGUCGAUCAGUUUUUAGAUGCUAUCAUGCAUAUUCCUAUCAAACAAUUAACAUCCGAACCUCUCGUUUCUCAUCGUUUAUUUUCGUUUAUUUGUGAUAUUCUCAUUGAUAUUUUAAGAAAAUGGAAACCAACCUCUUUAUGUUUAAAUAUUCAAGAAACAAAUAUUUUUGAAAAAAUUAUUCAGUUAUUUUCAAUGAUUAUAGAUCAAGAUGGAACUAUGAACAAAUUAUUGAUUAAUGAUGAAUUACUCGAGGAAAUCAAACUUCGAAUGGAAGAUAUUUUGAACAAUAAACAAAAUCUCAAUAACGAUCCAAACAUCAACAAUUUAGGAAUUUUUGCUACAAAAAUUCUACAUAACACUACCUUUUUGGAUGAUGCGAAAAAUGCAUCGUUAUUAAUGAAUUUCAUUAUAAAUUGUAUCAGUUCGUUGGACUACAUUAAUGCAGUGAAACAACUGCAAUCGGUACCAGUUCUUCUCAAUCAAGCAGACAAAUUCUUGUUGUAUACAAGUUUCGAAUAUUUUCCCAAAUAUUGUCCAUCGGAUACAAAAAAAUCUAUAAUCAACGAAUUUUGUAUGAUCAUGUUAGAACGUUAUGAAUACAUGUUAGACCGCUUAUUAUCCUUCAAACUUAACACCCAGCCGAUUAUUCGGUCGUUGGAAUACAUUCUCAAUAUUAUAUAUAAACUCUUAGAUACUCAAGUACCAGAUGUAUUUAGACAACAUGGCAAAAUCAUCGAUCAUCUAUGCACUAUCCUUGACAACACGAAUCUGAUUAAUUGUCUUCAAUUAUCGGAUGAUGCUAUAAACAAUCACUUGAACAUUCCAAAUUUUACCACAUUAAUAUUAUCGGCCAUCAAGACAUUUCAUGCUGCAUCCUCAAAUCCUGAUCUAUUGCCAAUAAUUAAAGAUAAACAAAAAACAGAAAUGUUUUUAAAGUUCUCUAAAAUAAAUAAUAAAGAGAUACAAAUAUAUGCCAACAAUAUUAUGAUAAAUACGAUGAGCGACCAUGAAAUAGAAUGUUUGGAUAAUGCACAAGAAAUUACAUCAAUGUAUAUUAAUAAAUUAAAACAAACAAUAAACGAUCCGAAUGAAGUCAGAAUACUGUUAUCGGGUCUAAAAGGUGUGGGAGAAAUCCUUGUUCAACAUGAUCAAAUGAAAGACGAAUUCAUAAAACAAGAUGGUCUUCCAUUGCUGAUUAAAUAUGCUUGUCAAGUUAAUGAUCAAUCCAUCGAAAUACAACGUGAAUCACUCGCUACUUUGUGGGCGCCCACGUUCAAUGCCAAUGCAGCCACUACUCUGAAGCAAGAUAAAGUAUUUAUGGCUCACGUCAAAUCUUUACUAAAUUCUAAUGAUCCAGAACUAAAGAAGAGUGCGGACGGCAUUAUUUGGAAAGUGGAAAAAGAACAAGAGUUCAAACAAAAGUUGAUUCAUCCACCAACCUCCUCUACAAAUGGAGACGAUGAAGAGAUGACGCCAAAAACUGCAUAUGAUAUUAUGAUUAGUUAUUCAUGGGCCGAUCAAGAAUUGUGCUCGAAAAUUCAUGAUGGACUUGUUGCUAAAAACUUUCGCGUUUGGUUGGAUAAAAAUGAAAUGCAUGGAUCAACAAUUGAAGCGAUGGCUAAUGCGGUUGAAUCAUCGGAAGUCAUUUUGAUGUGCAUGUCAGAAACAUAUAAAAAAAGUACCAAUUGUAAAUCGGAAGCAGAAUAUGCAUUUAAUCGAAAACGUCGAAUAAUACCAAUUAUUAUGCGAGAAAAAUAUUGUCCAGACGGGUGGUUAGGGUUUAUAGCAGGAUCGCGAAUGUAUAUUGAUUUUAGUGCCGUUGAUGUACAAACAGGAUUGGAAAAAUUGAUCAGUGAGAUUGAACUCAAUCGAACGAAACCAAAAGCACGACCGCUUCCAGAAAAAGUUCCCGAUAAAGAUUUAGUACUAUCACAAGGUGAUGAUAACACUCAUCCGAUUCAACUUGACGAGCCUAAGCCAUUAAUUACAUCUGAUACUCAUGAUGCCUUCAUUGACUCAUGGUCUGAAGAACAUGUUGCUGAUUUUUUACACAAAAAAAAAUUGGAGCUCAUGUUAGCAUUCUGUAAAGAGAUUAAUGGUGAAGAAUUGCAUUUUAUGUACAAAAUGUGCGAGUUGAAUCCAAAUUCAAUGUACUUAUCGUUAAAAUCAGAAUUGUACAAAGCUCAACACAAAACAUUGCCCAUCGCGAUAUACUAUGAAACCACGUUUAUGUGGGGUACUAUUAAAAGAUUAACGAAAGAAGAAGUUUUAGAAAUAAGUUUUAUUAAAAAUGCCCUCAAAUGA
This is a messenger RNA of Didymodactylos carnosus, 2469 nucleotides long. Lineage: Eukaryota; Metazoa; Rotifera; Eurotatoria; Philodinida; Philodinidae. The record is from the annotation of a GenBank genome assembly.